AUGAUCGGCACGGGGCACCCGAUCAUGGCGCUCGCGCUGGUCGCGACGCGGGUCGCGCACCUACGGCCAGCGGAGGCGAUGAGGUGGAAGGAGAAGGAGAUGGACCAGCACCUCUCCAAGGUCAACCUCUUCGAGGAGAGCCUAGUGCUGGACUCGCUCGACCUGCCGUGGCUGGGGGCGCUCCUCGCGGGCCUCCGCAAGGGCCAGCCCGACAGGCUCUUCCUCGAUUUCAAGCACUCCCUGCUCGGCCCGACCGUGGCGGCGGCCGCCAAGAGGGCCGGCCUCGACAAGCUCAAGAUCUCGCCCUACCACACGAGGCACUCCGGCCCCAGCCACGACAUCCUGCACUAG
Messenger RNA from Prorocentrum cordatum, 351 nucleotides. The record is from the annotation of a GenBank genome assembly. Lineage: Eukaryota; Dinophyceae; Prorocentrales; Prorocentraceae.